AUGGGGGUGGGCGAUUAUAUCCACUCCAGAGAAGCUGGGCAGCCUCGUGCUCCUGCCGACUUAGGUCCAUUGCAGCGCAAACUACGGGCCGAACAGGCUAAGGUCGGGUUGCCAACCUCAUACCUGGAUGCACCGAAUUCAAACAACAGUGCUGUGCCGCGGUCUUUCCAGCCAUUGAAUGCGCCCCCUGACCAAGCUAGGCCAUCUUCCGAGAACCUGCAUCCCCAAAAUGGAGAGCAAAAAGACCCAUUUGAUACCGAUGUCGAGGGCGUGGAUGAUUCGACCAUUGCUGGUACCAGUGUUUUUGGCUAUGAAGAUAGCCCGCAACAACCACAGCCAGCAUCAAAUGCAAAUGUUGAUGAGACAAUAACCUCGCCGCGGCCAUCUUACUUGCCUCGGCCAGCUCGUGGGCAACGAAACUCCUGGUAUGGAGGAGGCCUUGGCCUCGGUGAUCAACUUAUGAAGAAAGCCGGAUUCGAUACUGAUGAUGCUGGAGAUACGACCAGCCAGGCAACAUCAUCUACUGGAGGCGAUGACGAGAAGAGCGAAGAGCCCAAUACCAAGCCUUUGCCGUGGCAGGCGUCGCAUAAGCACCGCUCAACAGAAGAGCCAUUAAGCAAACGCCUUGAAAACUUUUGGUCUGCAAGCAGAAAAUCUUCGGCAAAGCCAAUGGGUAUGGUGACAACAGAGCCGCCACAAUCACCCGGCCAUGAGAACAUUGCUUCUGAAACUCAAGCACCGGCACGGAAAUUGGGCCACAUGCUUCCUCCUACCUCAGCUAGGAAGAUUAUCUUGCCUCAUAGCAUGUCAGGAACCGGAACACCGAGGACAAGAACACGUUUCAGCCCUCCGAAGCAAUCACUGUUUGAUCGUCUGGAUAUCUCGCCAACCCGCCAUGGUUCCGAGCCGCCUCCCGAAACUGGACGGACCAUCAGCAUGACGGCUUUCCAGGAGCCAGACCAUAGUGAAGAAGGGAGCCUUCAUGAUCUAGAUGAAACCAUUCGUAUCGGUAGCAGCCGAGCUAGCGAACAUUCGGUCCAUCUCUUCGAUAUGACCAACUUUAGCGACUUGGACCGCGAUGGCGAUGACGAAGACUUGUUGCGCGACCCUUUUCUAUCACGCUCUACUGCCAAGCGUGAGCGACGAAACACAGUCAUUCGCACGAACAACAAACGCCAACUAGAAGGAGACUAUCCCCCACAAGUGCUCUAUCAAAAAUCCUUUACCGAGCUACAGGCAGAGCCUUUUGAGAAGGCUCCAACCCCGACGCCUCCUCCAGUGAAAUCUCCACCACUGCCUCCUAACCCUGCCCUUCUUACCAGCAUGCAAUCACCCAAUGGAGCCGCCUCUCAGGUUCUGAGCCUGUCAGACCAAGAUCGCCAGACAUAUCUGUCUCGUAUGUCUGUCGAUGAAUGGGAGGAUUGUGGCGACCAGCUCAUUGAUCGGUUUAGUCAUCUGCUCACUGAGAUGAAGCAGUUGCGCCGGGCUCGCCGACGCACGGCUGCAGUGUUCGAGAACGAGGUUCUACGCCGCCAUGACCAGAUCGAAAACCAGGAUUCAGAGCUCUCGAUGAAACUGAACGAAAUGAGAUCCGGCGGUGUUGAGGUUCUGCGCGGACGAAGCUCAUGA
Molecule: messenger RNA, 1629 nt
Organism: Penicillium waksmanii
Lineage: Eukaryota; Fungi; Ascomycota; Eurotiomycetes; Eurotiales; Aspergillaceae
Exons: 1
Coding region: 1-1629 (542 amino acids)
Biological process (GO): nucleolar large rRNA transcription by RNA polymerase I
Cellular component (GO): RNA polymerase I core factor complex
Molecular function (GO): RNA polymerase I core promoter sequence-specific DNA binding; TBP-class protein binding
Source: RefSeq, a predicted model, not a curated record